CGAACUAAGGUGUUUUUAAAAUACUGGCACGUGGAAAAGCUGCUUGAACAGCUUCAGAAAGCUCAGGAGGCAGUGAUUACGAUACAGAAAGGUACUGUACCUGGUUGAUGUGAAUAAAAUUUUUAGUUAAAAAUUAGUGAAAAGUGAAAGUGGGGACUUAAAGAAUGAAACAGCACAACUCUCGGAAAAGCAACAGGCCGUAAAAUGUCCGCGUUCUAAAAUCCCUCGCUUCCAAAAUGAUGUCAAAUAAGUAUAGCUUUUUUUGUUUUCAUAUCAAAACGUAGCUCCAACCUUCUAUUUGAACAAAAGAGGCUUGAACCUUCUUUGAACUGGGGUACUGGUUUCAAGCACUGGUAUAUUUGCAAUUUUAUAUGAAGGGCGAGAAAUGUGCAAACGUUUUAAAUGUAAGUGCAGAGUUAACGGUUGGGAAGCGCUUCCUGGGAUUUUCGACGGUAGUCGCGGUUUUCCCAGCAAAUGUGUUUCCUUAGAUGCCCCAAAAUUCAUGUGGUUAACUUAAAACUUAAAUCGUUUCUCGCACUGCUAUGGUUUCGAAGCUUUUCUGAGUUCUCAGUAAUUUAGAAUGACAAGCUUAGCAUAAGCUGUGAGCAACUGAUCCAUGAAUUUAGCAAGUAUAUCAGAAGUCAUUGAAUUUAAACAAGGUUUUCUAUGUUUGUUUAAUCAAUUAGUUGUUCGUGGAUUCCUGGCCAGGCGAAGGUACAAACGUCUCCGUCAAGAAGCAAUGAUGUACUCCAAGAAAGCCUCAACAUUCCUGAAAUCUUCCAACCUGUGUGGAAAUAUUUUCUUCCAAAAACAAGGUGAACUGCAACAGCAUGAUCAGAGGAGAAAAGAAGGUAAAUUUUUCUCGAUAAACUUCGGUUUCCUACUUUCAGACAUCCUGAACUUGUGCCAUGAUAAAAAAAGCGUUCUUUUUUUGGAAAGAGAAGAAAAAACUGCCAUAUUAACUGCAAUUUGUUCGCUUUCAGAAAUCCUAAAAAAGAGAACUCUUAACUACAUUGCUGUGGAAUUCCCCUCCUCUCUUUUAAACGACGACGACGACGAGGACUUUCCUCCACCCCCACCGGAUGCUCUGGGACUACCCCCCAAAACGAGAAGUCAUGGAUCCCUAGAGGAGGUAGAGGUAAAUCGUCUGCUAGGUGAACUUUGCAGUGUGAUAUAAUUAGUAUCGUGCCAUGUAAGGUGAUCCAGAUUCCAGAGAUCCGGGAAAUUCUUGCUUGCAAAAUGUGGAAUCUUGGGCUUUGGAAUCCUGGAAUCCGGAAUUCCGCUAACGAUUGGAAUCCGAAAUCCAAGUUCCACUUACAGGGUAUAGGAAAUCCAACUCCUGGAAUCCGGAAUCCACGGCCUGGAAUCCAGAAUCCAAGACUGUCUUGGAUUACCUUAUAUGGGGCGAUUAGUAGUUCAAGGUUGUCAUGGGUGUGUAAUCCUAUUUUUAAUAAUAACCGAAUAUGUGAUCAGAGGCAGUUGUUUAAUCAUAUGUAGACACCCUCUAAUACUUCUUUUACCAAAAGGACUCUGCUGACUUUGUUUCCACCAUUCUUUUACCAAACCCAGGCAGUUACUUGGCCGCCCGAUAGAAACUCGUCUCCAGGGAUUUUCCCUUAAGAUGUAGACGGGGCGCACCUCCCAUUUUCUAAGGAUAAAGCCCAGGGGACACGGGACGAGCUAAUGCCCCUGAUAUCAAUCGUGAUAAGACUGUGCGUCUUUGUCGUUUUUUUUCCUGGUUCGUCGCUUGCUCGGGUAAAAGCUCUUCUCGUUCGCUUUUAAGAAGUUUUGAGAGGUCGACUUGUAGCAAAUCUACGUCUUGAGUCAAAUAUAACUGUUUGUUACUGAAGUCUAGUUUAUUCUCUCUUGCUGUAGUUUAUUGACGAGCUUUCAGAUGAUUUGGAGGAUGAAGAAGACGUAUUUGUAGCUCAACCUGAUCCAAAAAAGAAUGCGUUUGGAGGAGAAAAAAAUAAAGCAGCGUAUGUCAAUAUUUUCAGUGUCUUUUGCAUAUGCAUGUUUUUCUCUUGUGUCCUCGAGUUAUUGUUGUGUUUCUGUUUCCUCUUGUUUGGGUGUUUCGGUAUCACGUGACCGAGACGCAUGGGCCGCAUGGAGUAACGAGACCUGGGGACUAGGCAAGGAAAACCUUGGUAAUUCCUUGUUAUAUGAUCGACCUAAGAUGUCCCGUACACACGCUGACUCUGGAGGACGAGACCUUUUGUCUCAAAAAAGAUGAUCGGACUGUCGAAUGUGCUGGUAGGGCACGCGCGCGGAGGACAUACUCCAAUCUCUUAUUAACGCUAGUGAUUGACAUGCUAUCAUAUUUCAUAGUGCCGUUCAGUGGUUCAAAGAGACCCAGGCCCCAAAAGGAGUUGUACAAGAGGACAGUGGAGUGUUCAGUGAAUGGUUUCACGGCAUCAUUUCCAGACGGUAUGCAGAUUGAAGUUUUUCAUUUCCUAUCACCGAGAUAGAAAAUACUAGUUCACACGAUACAUUUACUGUUAGCCUACUAUUAGCCGUAAUGAUGAUUCUAUAGAGUGAAAUGUGUUUAUCUUUAGGGAAUCUGAGCGUCUGUUGUCAAAUAAACCAGUUGGCUGUUUCUUAAUCCGCGUCAGUGAAAGCCGGUUUGGUUAUACACUAUCCUACAGGUAAGCCGAUAAUAAAGUAAAGCUCGUGCCCAGGUUUCACUGGUGUCUGUCUGUAGGUUUGAAAUCACCGUGAGAGAUCUGCGUAUCAGAUUAUUGAGAACAAGACCAGUGAAAAGUCGUUAAAAGAGCGGCUGCAUGGACAGGAGUUAGCUUGUUUCUAUGCUUGGGGUUUUAGUCAGCUACAUUGGGUCCCAGACUUCAGCAAACGCGCGAGAAAAAACCCGUGGUACUCAGGGUACUGGUCUUAUUCUUGUUUAGCGAGCAGUGUGAUGGUUGCUAAUAUCGACAAUCAAUUUUUUGGGAUCAAAGUACAAUUAUGACGUUGUGAGGUUAAAUUGAUGUCGUUUUACCAGAAAUGAUAAGUUAUGGCGUUGCAGGAAAGGCCGCAACCACUUUUCAGUCGAUCGUAUUUGAACUGCGUGCUUGUUACUUUUAGGGUGCAAAGUCGUUGCAAGCACUUUAUGAUCGAUCAGACUCGUUCCGGCAAGUUUGUAAUCGUUGGCAUGCCACGAGUUUAUAAAUCCCUCAAGGAAAUGGUGGAUGUACAUAAAAAGGUUUGGUUUUACCUCCAUUUAGUUUGUAUAACAGAGAGAAAAAAAUUCCCGUAAGAAAUGCCACGAUAACUUGUUAAGAUUUUGACGAAGCGGAAGAGAUAGAUUCUUUAUCGAAUUCUUGGAAGGAAAACAACCGGAUACUGAUUAUUAUUGUGGCGAUUAUUUUAAGAACUUAACUUUUGUAAGUUGCAGUCCUUUUCCUUGUCUCAUUUUAUGUUAGUUCUUUACAAAAGUUGUACCAAAACUAGAACAAUUUCAUCAAACCUCCAAUAUGAACCCUUGCCUCCAGUAAAGCGUUCACAAAAGUUCGUAAAUGGUGAUGUUUGAAUGGAAAUAUAUGACAUGACUUUUAUUAAUUGUUACAAUUAAGAAUGUAAACGGUAUGCACUAAAUCUGGACUCAGUAGUUUUCUUGUUUUUCAUAACGCAGGAACCAAUAACACCCGAUGGAGAUCUUCUUGUAAUACCUUGUGGUCAGGUAUGUGGGUUACAAAGUAACUUGAUGUUUUUGGUUGUCCUUCUAUAUAAGGAAACGUAUUUGGUGAAUCCAAAGGUACUUGCAGAAAAUGUGGACUGCAAUAGACUGACAACCUGCCGCAACCCGCUGCUUUUAAAAAAGUCAGGGUCCUAGCGCGUUAGACUUUCCAUGUUUACUCUAUAUGAUUUAGAUUCCUUUCAAGCGAAAAUUUCGCUAUGUUCACACUAAAGGUCCGCUAAUCCAUGUUCUAGAUAGUGAUUUCUUGAUCCUCUUUUCUCAAACUCAUAAAUAAUUUAUGAAGAAAAUACAAAGGAAGUGAAUGUUUGAUGAGUCUUUGGAAAUCAGAUGAAAAACUGCUCGUUUUGCAUCCUUAAUUUCUCCUGCUAAAAUCAUUUUGUUUGAAAAGUAAUAGCAAACAUUCGACACAUAUUACUUCUUCAACCAGUUCAAACUCUGAUGUUUUGACACUUUGCUGAUCUCAUCCGCUAUUUCUAGAAAUCCUUCUCUGUCAACCUCGUCCCUAGGGUCCUCUCCGAGAGACGAGUGGGAGAGAAGCUGGGAAUGAGGUUGUCACCGUCCUCGUUUGCUCUGAGCUAUCAAUGAAAGGUUGUUCUUUAUUGAGUUAUUGCAUCACCAUGUUUUAUUUAUUUAACAUUUGAUUUUUCCACUGUUUAUUGGUUUCAUAUCAAUGUGCUGAUGUAUCGUUUAGGAGUCCGAAGAAGUAGCAGAUUAUGUGGAAUUAAUCCCCAUGCUGGAUAAUAAGGUGACGAUAUUCAAAAGCUUCGGUCAUUGUGAAAGUGCUGUCUUACUUCAUUUUUAAAAACGUAUCAGAGAAUCUGUUUUUGGAGUGGAUGGACCUGUUUAGUUCUUAUUUAAUUAAAAAUUUAAUUAAAUAAAAGCCUUCCAGGUGUCGUUUUCAGAUGUCCCACAAAAAUAAGGCAUAUCGAGAGAGGUUAAAGGUUGUUAAGAUUCAUCAACUUAUUUCAUUCGAAUUCGACUUGCAUACCUCGUCUUCAUCCCGUUUUCCCAGAGGUAAAAGCUAACAUAAACUGACGGCCCUUGAGUACCAAUCAAAUUUGAGAAUGCACGCAUGCUCGGUAACAUUCUUUUUCAAACUUCUUACUCCUUCUCGUUGUGGGUUCUCUCUAUUUUUUUAAAAAAAAUCCUAUCAACCAAUCAACUUGCACAUAAUGGUUUUGUUAAAUUCUUUUCUUCGGUAAAUGCCAGUGUGCGGGCAGUGACUAAUAAUUUUGCCUGUCUUUUCACAGAACAACAAUAGAAAUCGUUAUAUUAAAAGGGAUGAUGUCGCACCACCCCUCCCCCCUAAGUCUCCAAGAUCACCCAAGGGAAUAGACGGAUCUUUGCCACCACCACUUCCAGCAAGAAACUACCAGGUAUGA
This is a messenger RNA of Porites evermanni, 5076 nucleotides long. The record is from the annotation of a GenBank genome assembly. NCBI's taxonomy places the organism in Eukaryota, Metazoa, Cnidaria, Anthozoa, Scleractinia, Poritidae.